GAGUAACUCGCGCCCUACAAGAACACCACGAUGUUGUUGCACUGUCUCUGAUACGACCGUCAAUCGCCGAAUGGUGGCACUGCGUAUACUCCCCAAACGCCGAUGGAGACUAGCUAGCUAUCCCCGCAUCAAAUAUACUGAAGACUGGAGUAGGUCACUACUAGAGUUUAGUGAGGAGAUGACGGUCGGCGAACCCCGCUUCCCCGGAUUCUAACAGUGAGCCCUAAGUGUUGGAGUAUGAUAGUCUGUACUCCAUGGCAUAAAAUGGAAGCCCUACGUUGAUAUCAGCCAGGUUCUGCACUCCAAUACCAUUUUAUGUUUAUUGGUAUCAUUCAACUCCUUUUAUACAAAAGCGCACCCAGCCAUGGGCCAUGAUAUCGAGGAACAGCCCCAAACCGGCGAAAAAGAGCCUGUCCAGCACCCUCACCCAACUGUCGACAAUGAAAAAGGCGAGGUAACUCCCCUACAAACCAACAAACUCGCCCGAAGGUUGUCUGCGCGGCAAGUCUCUAUGAUUGCCAUUGGAGGCACAAUCGGCACGGGUCUGUUCCUGGGUACGGGCAAGAGUCUGGCCACUGGCGGACCUGCAUCAAUGCUGUUAUCAUAUGUGAUUUGUGGUGGCAUUAUAUUCGUCACUAUGCUUUGCCUGGGCGAGAUGUCGGCGUUUAUCCCCGUCUCCGGGUCGUUUUGUUCAUAUGCAGGGCGAUCUGUAGAUGAUGCUCUUGCGUUCGCGCUUACCUGGAACUACUGGUUCAACGAUGCAGUGUCAACGGCCUCGGAUACGCUGGCAUUGCAGCUCUUGAUGGAGUUCUGGACGGAUAAUUGUCCAGGCUGGGCGAUCAGCCUUAUUUUUCUUCUCCUUAUAAUCGGGUUCAAUCUGUUCUCUGUCCGUGUGUAUGGCGAGAUCCAAUACUGGCUGAGCCUGCUCAAGAUUGUGGCCAUUAUCGCAUUUAUUUUGGUGGGAAUUGCUGUCAACUGCGGUGCCAACACUGAGCACAAAUACAUAGGAGACCAAUACUGGCAUCUGGACGAGGCCCCGUUUGUCGGUGGCAUAGGUGGCUUUGCUUCAGUAUUUGUGACAGCCUCAUUUGCAUACGGCGGGACCGAGUCCAUCGCCGUCACAGCCGGCGAAACCAAAGACGCAGCAAAAGUGAUCCCCCGCGUCGUCAAAAACGUCUUCUGGCGUAUCCUCCUUUUCUACGUCUUGUCAAUCAUCAUCGUCGGAUUCGACGUGCCCUACAACUACCCCAACCUGGACGAGAAGACGUCAAGGACCAGUCCGUUUACAGUGGUCUUCGAUAAAGUCGGGAGCAGCGUCGCGGGUAGCUUCAUGAAUGCUGUGAUAUUUACCAGUGCGCUCUCUGCUGCUAACCACGCGUUGUUCGUUGGGUCAAGGCUGCUAUACACGCUCGCCCUCGAGGGUCACGCCCCUCGGGUCUUUGCAAAGUUAAACCGGUUUCAGAUACCCUGGCUUGCUGUGUUGGGGACUUCUGUUAUCAGUGGGCUAUGCUUUGGGGCGAGCUAUAUCGGGGCCGGCCAGUUGUGGGUUUGGUUACAGAACAUCGUCGGCGUAUCCAACCAAGUCUCCUGGGCCAUAAUCGGCAUCACUUCAUUGCGUUUCCGCGCCGCAGUUCGCAAACAGAACCUCGAGCACCUCCUGCCCUUCAAAAACUGGACAUAUCCCUACGGCCCAAUCCUCACGAUAAUACUGAACAUCGUUCUCAUCCUGGUCCAGGGCUGGACGAGCUUCAGCCCCAUGUUCAAGGCUGUGGAUUUCUUGUCGUUCUAUGUCCAGAUUCCGAUACUGCUUGCUAUGUUGUUGGGCUGGAAGCUGUUUAAGAACACGAAGAUUGUGCAGCUGGGGCAGAUGGAUUUGGUUACGGAUCGGUAUGAUUUGGGAAGGGAAGACAGAGCUGCUGGUCUGGGUGAUAAUGGGAACAGGAAGAAAUGGGUGAAGAGAGCGAAGCAGUAUGUGGGAUAUGUGUUUUAGGGGAUCAUUGAACGUAAAUAUUGAUGCAAUGUAUUUGGGAUGACC
This is a messenger RNA of Aspergillus versicolor CBS 583.65, 2035 nucleotides long. RefSeq names its product amino acid permease. Bases 365 to 1990 code for a protein of 541 amino acids. Gene Ontology annotation, cellular component: membrane. NCBI's taxonomy places the organism in Eukaryota, Fungi, Ascomycota, Eurotiomycetes, Eurotiales, Aspergillaceae. The transcript has 7 exons. The record is from RefSeq and is a predicted model, not a curated record. Gene Ontology annotation, molecular function: amino acid transmembrane transporter activity. Gene Ontology annotation, biological process: amino acid transmembrane transport.